CGCUACGAAUGUUCCGCUCGCAAAGCAGUAAUGAAAUUAAUUUAUAUUAUCAAAUUGAAAUAAUGAUAAUGUUAUCUUGAGAAACGGUGACAGUUAUAGAAAACAGUAUUUUUAUUAUCUAUGGUCCUGAAUAAUAAUGUAUUGUGAUGAUAAUAAUUAACAAAAACAAUAAUACUUGAAUUUUGGAUUUUCAUUAUUUUCAAACGUAACCGCGAACGGGAUUAUUAAAAUAUAUUACGGAAUUCUUGAACGUCCGCAAUCGAUUGCGUCUGUCGAACCAGUGCAAUAAUGGAUAAGACUAUGGAGAGGAAGUUUUUAAAGACCACUGUGGCAGGAAUUUUAAUGGAAAUCGGAUUUCAAGCUGCAGAACCAGGCGCAUUGGAGACUCUUGUCGAAAUGCUUUAUAGUAUCUUAUCUCAGAUGGGAAAUAGUAGUCGUCGUUAUGCAGAAAUAGCUGGGCGUCUUGAGCCUCUCGGGGCCGAUGUUAUGAUGGGCUUAAUUGACAUGGGUAUGUUCAAAAAUGCGUCUAGCCUAUUAGCUUAUGCAAAAAGGUCAAAUCGAGCUGUUCUCCCUAGCCCUAUACCAUCUGUACAGCCUCGCCAAACAAGUAACCUACAAGCAGGGACUAGACUGCCACAUCCAUCAUACAUGCCAAGUUAUAUGCCGGCUUUUCCAGAUCCCCAUGCAUACAUAAGAACACCAACACACAAACAACCAGUUACUGAAUAUGAAGCAAUCCGUGAAAAAUCUGCAAUUCAAAAACAUGAACUUGAAAAAUCAUUGAUUAAGUUUUUAAUAAAAACUGGCCCUACGGAGAGUUUAUUUUUGAAUCAAGAAAAUGAUUGCUUUGCAUUGAUAGCCAACAAGCCACAACAACCUGCAUACUUUUCAGCAUUAUUGCCUCAAGAUCAAGUAUUUGAUGAAGAUCCUGAUGAAACUGAAAUACCAGCACCUAGUAAAAAAAUUAAGUUCAAAAAAGAAAUUCAGAUCAAAGAAGAUUUUGAUGAAAAUGAAGAACAAGAAAAUGAAAACGAAGAAGAAGAAGAAGUAAACAACGGUGAUGAAACUGAAUCAAAACCAGAAGAGCCCAUUGACAACCCUUUCUUGAGACCUGUUAAGUAUCCAGCUGCUCCUUAAAAUUAUUCUGUUAAUAAUAUUGUAAAUACAUUAGGAAAUAAUUUUGAUACUAAAUCAAAUAUGUGAUCAACUCCAGAUCACAGACUAUAUAGUCUGUGUCCAGAUCAUUGUACAUUCUGUUACAUAUCACUGUUUUUUAAGUAAAAUAUUUUGUCUUACGAUUAUAA
This is a messenger RNA of Rhopalosiphum padi (bird cherry-oat aphid), 1304 nucleotides long. Its product is annotated as transcription initiation factor TFIID subunit 8-like. Gene Ontology annotation, molecular function: protein heterodimerization activity. Gene Ontology annotation, biological process: transcription initiation at RNA polymerase II promoter. Bases 289 to 1137 code for a protein of 282 amino acids. The record is from RefSeq and is a predicted model, not a curated record. Gene Ontology annotation, cellular component: transcription factor TFIID complex. The transcript has 4 exons. NCBI's taxonomy places the organism in Eukaryota, Metazoa, Arthropoda, Insecta, Hemiptera, Aphididae.